GUUCUAGUUGCUUUGCUUUACUUCUAGCGAAGACCAGUGCUCAAUUAUAAUAACCACAACAAAACCCUUGAUUUCUACUUCUAAACCCCAAUUUUCUCUCUCCUCCAUUUUUUCUAGGUAAUUUGCAGACUUUGAGAAAUAUGGCAAAGCGGCUUAUUCCCACUUUCAAUCGCAUUUUGAUUGAGAAAAUUACUGCUCCCGCCAAAACUAAUACUGGAAUUUUGCUCCCAGAAUCUUCUAGCAAGCUCAACUCUGGGAAAGUAAUUGCCGUGGGCCCCGGGAGUCGUACCAGUGACGGGAAACUAAUCCCUGUGAGUGUGAAGGAGGGAGAUACUGUUCUAUUGCCUGAAUAUGGUGGCUCUGAAUUUAAGCUUGAAGAUAAGACGUAUCAUCUGUACCGGGAAGAUGACAUUCUUGGAACUCUACAUGAUUGAGUGUGAUUCAGUACGAUCUUCAGGCCAUUUUUAGGAGCUUCCCCCCACCCCCAAAAAAAAAAAAAAUAUACUAAUAAAAAACCCCAGAAAGGGGUCAAAGAGGUCAAUUGAUGAGGUAGAAAUACUCUCCUUCUGUAACAAUACCAGAACCAAAAUUGGUGAUUAAAUUGCAAAUUUUGGGAAUAUUUUCAUGUUAUUAUUAAUUUGACAAUUUCUGAUCACUGUUAUGGAAUUAGUAUGGUUUGGUUU
Chenopodium quinoa (quinoa) is the source of this 683-nucleotide messenger RNA. RefSeq names its product 10 kDa chaperonin, mitochondrial-like. The transcript has 3 exons. Lineage: Eukaryota; Viridiplantae; Streptophyta; Magnoliopsida; Caryophyllales; Amaranthaceae. Gene Ontology annotation, molecular function: protein-folding chaperone binding; metal ion binding; ATP binding. Gene Ontology annotation, cellular component: mitochondrial matrix. Bases 141 to 434 code for a protein of 97 amino acids. The record is from RefSeq and is a predicted model, not a curated record.